UCUGUUUCAAAACCAUCAACAUCUGCGCAAGUCAUCGCUCCGUUACAUUCCUUUGAAGGAUCAGACGAUUAUGUUUAUGAUGUUAAAUGGUCACCUUGUCAUCCAGCGCUGUUUGCCUCAGUUGACGGUACAGGAAAAUUCUCUAUAUGGAACUUGAAUGUUGAUACUGAGGUACCCAUUGUAAAUACUCAAGUUGGUCAAGGCAAGGCAUUAAAUAAGAUUCAAUGGGAUAAAGAAGGAAGAAAGACAGCAAUUGGAUCUUCUGAUGGGCGUGUUCAUAUUUAUGACAUAGGCGAG
This is a messenger RNA of Racocetra fulgida, 297 nucleotides long. The record is from the annotation of a GenBank genome assembly. Lineage: Eukaryota; Fungi; Glomeromycota; Glomeromycetes; Diversisporales; Gigasporaceae.